Molecule: messenger RNA, 900 nt
Organism: Trichomonas vaginalis G3
Lineage: Eukaryota; Parabasalia; Trichomonadida; Trichomonadidae
Product: WD40 repeat-like family
Exons: 1
Coding region: 1-900 (299 amino acids)
Molecular function (GO): protein binding
Source: RefSeq, a predicted model, not a curated record
AUGAGUGUUGAAUCAGUGAAAUUAUCCCCAACAUCAGUUUCCGUUGGUUGUUAUAGACGAAGAAUUGCAUUUGAAGAUGCAACACCAUAUUACACAGAUGGUAACAAGCUAAUCAAAAAUGGUGGAGAAGUAAUUUACACUGCAAAUAGUCCAAUUUACGAUAUAUUAACAUACAACAACAAGUUUUUGACAAUAGAUGCUAAAGGAUUAGUAACUUUCCAUUCAAAGGAGAACACAUUAACGAAUCCAAUAAAUGCUUAUGCAGGCAUCUUUUCCGGUCUUGAAAAGACUGCGAAUAAUAUCAUUGCAGCUCAUGACUUAUCACAUACACUUAGAGUAAUUGAUCCAGAAACCCUCAAAACUGUAAAUACAUUUACAUCUCCAGGUAUUCCAAAUGGUUUGAGCGCAUACGAUAACAACAUUUUUGUUUUUACUGAUGAUCGCACAAUUAAUGUUGUUGAUUCUCGUUUAGAUCAAAUAGAAAGAUCAGCUGUAUUAUCUUCACAGCCUAAGGCCAUUUAUUGCCAUGAUUCAAUGAUUAUUGUCGCUUGUGAUGACAGACGUAUUAGAAUUUACGAUUCAAGACGCCUUAAAACUUCAAUGGCAACUACAAAACCAGCAUCCAAGAAUGGAACAGCUGCUCUAUGGACUUCUGACAAUAAGUGCAUUGCUGCGAUCGGAUUUGAUGAAGGAAUGACUCUUGUUGAACCAGAUCAAGACGUUGGUCAGUUUAAGAGGUGCAAAUUCCUUUCAGAAACACCUUUUGUUUCAACAGCAACAGUUACGGAUAAAGGAUUUGCUGUUCUUACUCGUGGUGGAAUAAUGUACAACAUCUCUGAUCCAGUUAACUUCUUACGAUCACAGAAAGAAGGAGGUGAUGAAGAAGCUGAUGGAGAAUAA